AUGAGCGACGAAUAUGGCUACGUAAACUACGCGGCCCAGUACCGCCAGCAGCAGCCCCAGGCGUAUGGAGUCAGCGCCAGUGCGUACGGUGGUGAUGGACUGACAAACAACUACGGUGGCUAUGGUUUCCAAAACGAGUCAUACCAACAGUAUAGCGCUCAGCAACCAUACGGGUAUGAGCACCGCCAGCAACAAGAGGCACCAGCCCAGAAGCAGCAGUGCAAUCAAUACGCGAAUGGUAGCGAGCAGCACCAGAACCAGCAGACAUACAAUCAACAGCCACGAGCACAGGCCGCUUCCUUUGGCCAGCCCGCCAUGGGUACAGUGGAAGAGACUCCUGCCGAGACGACAACUCGUUGGUCGUGGUCGCUUUACUCCAUGAACCGCAUCGACGGCGCACGCAUGGUGGCCCCGUUGGGUUGUCUGUACUCCCCCCUCGGCACCUCUUGUACUCAGCUCAACUAUGCCCCGACACAGUGCAGUGUGUGCGGAGGGGUGCUGAACCCGUACGCCACUCUCGACCCCCGCAGUCGCAUGUGGGGGUGUCCGCUGUGCCACACCAAGAAUGUGCUGCCGCCACAGCAUCAGCAAGCGAAUGAGUACAAUCUGCCGCCAGAGAUGCAGCCGUCCUCGGCGACGGUAGAAUUUGUGGCGCGUAUGCCAUACCGCAACCCGCCCACAUUCAUGCUAGUCGUCGACACGUGCCUCGAUACGGACGAGGAGCUACAAGGUCUGCGUGACUUCCUGGUACAGUCUCUGCGGAUGAUCCCAGAGUACGCAAACGUGGCGAUUAUCACGUACGGCACAACCGUUAGCAUGCACGAGAUCUCCGGGCCUGCAGCGUACCCGCGUGCCAUGAUGCUGCGUGGCACGCAGGAGAUGACGGUGGAGCAGCUAAAGGCGAUCUUGCCGGACCCCAAGCGAUUUGUGGCACCGUUGCGAAACUGUGCUGCCUACAUGACGCAGCUCAUCUCCUCCAUGUCCCGCGACCUCUGGCCCGUCAUGAAGGGCCAUCGGCCACUGCGGUGCACCGGGGCUGCGCUCUCGGUCGCGGCGAGUCUGCUGCAGAUCGUGUCGCCAAACACGGGCUCCUGCAUCCUUACUUUCAUGUCCGGCGUGUGCACGUCGGGUCCGGGCACUGUGGUAGACGUGAGUCGCGAAAAGAUGAUCCGCGUGCACGCCGACAUCCGCGACGAGACGGCGGCCGCCACGUACUGGAGCACCUCAUGCGCAUUCUACGAAAAUCUGAUGCACCGCAUUGUCGCGCAGGGUCACUCUCUCAACUGCUUUGUUGCCUCCCUGGACCAGUUUGGCUUGGCUGAGAUGAGAACAUGCGUACAAUCCUCCGGCGGUGUUGUGCUGAAUGCGGAGUCGUGGCUCGAGGAGCCAUUUCGCAUCUCCCUUCACCAGUUCUUUGCACGCCGCGAGGAUGGAACGCUCAUGCUGGGACUGAACGCGACAAUGGACGUCAUCACGUCGCCAACGUGGAAGGUGCAAGGCGUCAUUGGCCCCUGCGUCGGCACUGGCAAGAUGUCCACGUCUGUGGCGGAGUAUGAGAUUGGACUGGGUGGUACCUGUCAGUGGACGACAUGCCAGCUUGACUCGACCACCACCUUCGCCAUCUAUUACGACACGGCCAGCACGCAAUCCGCGGAGGCGACUAGAAAUCCACUUCGUUACACCCAAAUUGUGACGAAGUACGAGAUGGGGCAGGAGACGCACACGCGCGUCACGACGCUGACGUUGCGGCAGGCGCAGAACCCACCCAUCCAAGACCUCGUUGCCGCCUUCGAUCAGGAGACCGCUGCCGUUCUGCUGGCUCGCGAGGCGGUGCACAAAACCAGCAGUAUGCCGCUCUUUGAUGUGCUGCGUUGGCUGGACCGCACGGUGGUACGUCUCAUCUCCCGCUUUGGCGAAUACACGAAAGACCAGCCUGACUCGCUGCGGCUGCCGAAAGAGUUUGUGUACUUCCCAGCCUUCAUGUACCACCUGCGCCGCUCCGGCUACCUGCAAAUCUUCAAUUCGAGCCCCGACGAGACGGCGUUCCUGCGCCUGCAGCUGCUCAAGUCCAACGUAGAAGACUCCAUUGUGCAGAUCCAGCCGACCCUCUACAGCUACCGGAUGGAUGCGGCGCCGCAGCCGGUGCCACUCGACAGCACAGCCAUCCAGCCCGACAACGUUCUGCUGCUGGACACCUUCUUUGAGGUGCUCAUUCACUACGGCUCCACCAUUGCUGCGUGGAAGAAGGCAGGCUAUGCAGAGCACGAGGACUAUGCACACUUCAAGAAGUUUCUGGAGGUGCCGCUGGCCGAUGCCCAAGUGCUCGUCGGCUCCCGCUACCCCACACCGCGUCUGAUCGACGUGUGUCAGGACGACCCCGAUGCGCGUAUCUUGUACAACCGAAUCAACCCUAGUCGCUCCUACGCAUCCGCCGAUGGUGGGGCCUACGGCUCGCACGAAGGCGAGCUCGUGUACACGGACGACGCCUCCUUGCAGGUGUUCAUGCAGCACCUCAAGAAACUGGCGGUGGCACAGUAG
Messenger RNA from Leishmania braziliensis MHOM/BR/75/M2904, 2538 nucleotides. RefSeq names its product protein transport protein Sec23-like protein. Gene Ontology annotation, molecular function: GTPase activator activity; zinc ion binding. Bases 1 to 2538 code for a protein of 845 amino acids. Lineage: Eukaryota; Euglenozoa; Kinetoplastea; Trypanosomatida; Trypanosomatidae. The transcript has a single exon. The record is from RefSeq and is a predicted model, not a curated record. Gene Ontology annotation, cellular component: endoplasmic reticulum exit site; COPII vesicle coat. Gene Ontology annotation, biological process: endoplasmic reticulum to Golgi vesicle-mediated transport; COPII-coated vesicle cargo loading; intracellular protein transport.